AUGGCCGACAAUGAAUGGGACAGCGUUGUGCGCAUCGGCAGCAAAGCCCGUGGCGGUGGUAGUGCCGCCGAACGGGAGCGUGUGAUCAAAGGCAAAUCCGCCCUCAACGCAGCCCAGCGGUCUGGGGCCGUCUUGAUGACGGAGAAGAAAUACGGCUCUGCAAACACUGUAAGUGACACCUUUGGCAGGUCCUACUCCGAUGACAAAGCCCAAAAUCUGACUGUUCAAUCCCUGCAGAAAUCAAGUGUCGAAGGCCAACAUGCCACCAAGGUCGACCGUUCGGACGAUAUCGUGCCAGUCAAGACCGUCAGCAAAGAAGUCUCACUCGCCAUCAUCAAACGAAGAAACGAGAUGCAGCCGAAGCUGACACAGAAAGAUCUCGCCACAAAAGUCAACGAGCCGGUGGCGGUAAUAGCGUCGCUGGAAAAGGGCGAUGCUCAGCCGAAUCAAGCUGUGCUGGCCAAACUCGAACGCGUGUUGGGCAUCAAGCUGCGUGGCAGCGACAUUGGCGCCCCCAAAUUCCCGGCCAGGAAGUAG
Capronia coronata CBS 617.96 is the source of this 537-nucleotide messenger RNA. Its product is annotated as transcription factor. The transcript has a single exon. Gene Ontology annotation, molecular function: DNA binding. Gene Ontology annotation, cellular component: nucleus. The record is from RefSeq and is a predicted model, not a curated record. Bases 1 to 537 code for a protein of 178 amino acids. NCBI's taxonomy places the organism in Eukaryota, Fungi, Ascomycota, Eurotiomycetes, Chaetothyriales, Herpotrichiellaceae.